AUGGUGGUGGUGCCUGCAUGGAGAAGUGGGUGCAAGUUCUCGCCGGAGGAAGAGCGGAUUGUGAUCGACUUGCAGGCGCGGUUCGGGAACAAGUGGGCGAGGAUCGCGACGUAUCUGCCGGGGAGGACAGAUAAUGAUGUGAAGAAUUUCUGGAGCACCAGGCAGAAGAGGCUGGCGAGGAUCCUGCGAGCGCCUCUGCCGUCCAAGCCGAAUAAGAAUCAUGGGAAGGUGCCCAUCUCUUCUCAUGAAGUGUCCAAUUUUGAGGGUCACUCCUUGGAUCUGAUUUUGUUUGAGGGAGAUUCUUCCAAUGGCCAAUGCUGCCAGGAUGCAUCAAAGAUUACUCAAAUGCCAGAUAUCAUGAGCCCAGUUCCACUCGACAUCGAGACAGCCUUGCCCCUGCUCGAACCAGCCAUGGAGAAGGAGCAGUGCCUGUCGAACACCCUUCCGCCGCCCCAUCUGCCAUUUGAGCAUCUCCCACACUCGCUUCUUGACCUUCCAGUCCUGCCUGAGGACCCACCUGAACUCUUAACAGCCUUCGGGGAUGUGAACUUCCCAGGUGUUCAUGCUUGCCCAGAGCUCUGUCCAUGCAUGGCGCCACCUGAGGGGCUACCGUUCUUCGGGCUAGAAGCCGGACACAGCGGCAUCAGGAGGGUCGACGGGCACCCGGGAACGCCUGAUAUCUUUGAUGACCUCCCAGCAGACAUGUUCGACUACCUCGAGCUGCCGCCAGCACCGGCUUCAUCUACAUCAUGCUAG
Phoenix dactylifera (date palm) is the source of this 756-nucleotide messenger RNA. The record is from RefSeq and is a predicted model, not a curated record. Lineage: Eukaryota; Viridiplantae; Streptophyta; Magnoliopsida; Arecales; Arecaceae.